Effrenium voratum is the source of this 2940-nucleotide messenger RNA. NCBI's taxonomy places the organism in Eukaryota, Dinophyceae, Suessiales, Symbiodiniaceae. The record is from the annotation of a GenBank genome assembly.
AUGACCGAGCCGAAACAGACCACUGACCGCUACGGAGAAGUGAGUGACUUUGAAGAGGAGGAAAGCCAAGCAGGUCAGCAGGAUGAGCCAGAGGAGACGGGACCAAUUGUGACGCUGGCCCCAAGUACAUUCACCGCAAAGCUGUCAAGCCAGCCAAGUAGAAAAAGCUCCAAGAGCUCCAACGUCUCUGAUGGGCGCAAAGCAAACCUGGAAGCGGUGAAUGAAGAUGGAGCUGGCUAUAGCAGAGCUGGCCAGGCACCUCCCGCCACCGCCCAGACAAAGCGAUACGACAGAUAUGCAGAAGGCAGCGAUUCAGCGGAAGAUAGUGAGGAUGAUCAGGCUGCAGCACCCUCCAAGGCGGCGACACCGGGAGGUGCACUAGGUGCACAACCCAAAGCAGGUCCUCAAAGCGAAUCCGGCCCCAGCAGAGCUGGCCAAGCACCUCCAGCCAGCGCCGCACCAAAGCCAAUCGACAGAUUUGCACAAGGUAGCGAUUCAGAGGAAGAUAGCGAGGAGGAUGAUCAGGCUGCAGCACCCCCCAACGCGGCGCCACCCGGUGAUGCACAACCAAACGAAGGUCUUCAAAGCGAAUCUGGCCCCAGCAGCGCCGCACCAAAGCCAAUUGACAGAUUUGCACAAGGUAGCGAUUCAGAGGAAGAUAGUGAUGAGGAUGAUCAGGCCGCAGCACCCCCCAAAGCGGCGCCGCCGGGUGCACAACCCAAGGCAGGUCCUCAAAGCGAAUCUGGCCUCGGCAGAGCUGGCCAAGCACCUCCAGCCAGUGCCCCACCAAAGCCGAUCGACAGAUUUGCACAAGGUAGCGAUUCAGAGGAACAUAGUGAUGAGGAUGAUCAGGCUGCAGCACCCCCCAAAGCGGCGCCGCCGGGUGCACAACCCAAGGCAGGUCCUCAAAGCGAAUCUGGCCUCGGCAGAGCUAGCCAAGCACCUCCAGCCAGCGCCGCACCAAAGCCAACCGACAGAUUUGCACAAGGUAGCGAUUCAGAGGAAGAUAGUGAUGAGGAUGAUCAGGCCGCAGCACCCCCCAAGGCGGCGCCACCGGGAGGUGCACAACCAAAGGCAGGUCCUCAAAGCGAAUCUGGCCUCGGCAGAGCUGGCCAAGCACCUCCAGCCAGCUCCGCACCAAGGCCAAUCGACAGAUUUGCACAAGGUAGCGAUUCAGAGGAAGAUAGCGAUGAGUUUGAUCAGGCUGCAGCACCCCCCAAGGCGGCGCCACCGGGAGGUGCACAACCAAAGGCAGGUCCUCAAAGCGAAUCUGUCCUCGGCAGAGCUGGCCAAGCACCUCCAGCCAGCACCGCACCAAGGCCAAUCGACAGAUUUGCACAAGGUAGCGAUUCAGAGGAAGAUAGCGAUGAGUUUGAUCAGGCCGCAGCACCCCCCAAGGCGGCGCCACCGGGAGGUGCACAACCAAAGGCAGGUCCUCAAAGCGAAUCUGGCCUCGGCAAAGCUAGCCAAGCACCUCCAGCCAGCGCCCCACCAAAGCCGAUCGACAGAUUUGCACAAGGUAGCGAUUCAGAGGAAGAUAGUGAUGAGGAUGAUCAGGCCGCAGCACCCCCCAAAGCGGCGCCGCCGGGAGGUGCACAACCAAAGGCAGGUCCUCAAAGCGAAUGUGGCCUCGGCAGAGCUGGCCAAGCACCUCCAGCCAGCGCCCCACCAAAGCCAAUCAACAGAUUUGCACGAGGUAGCGAUUCAGAGGAAGAUAGUGAUGAGGAUGAUCAGGCUGCAGCACCCCCCAAGGCGGCGCCACCGGGAGGUGCACAACCAAAGGCAGGUCCUCAAAGCGAAUCUGGCCUCGGCAGAGCUGGCCAAGCACCUCCAGCCAGUGCCCAACCAAAGCCAAUAGACAGAUUUGCACCAGGUGGCAAAUUAGAGGAAAGUUAUGAGGAUCAGGCCGCAGCACUCGCCAAGGCGGCGCCACCUGGAGGUGCACAACCAAAGGCAGGUCCUCAAAGCGAAUCUGGCCCUAGCAGAGCUGGCCAAGCACCUCCAGCCAUUGCCCAACCAAAGCCAAUUGAUAGAUUGGCACAGGCGGUUCCACCACCGCAGCCAGCAGCAGCUGAACGCCCAGCUGCUGGCCAAGCAUUGCAAGCGCAGGAGCAUGCAUCGCCAAGCCAGCCUGCACGAUCUGUCAAAGGGGCCAAAGCCGCACCAUCUCCGAAUGGCCUCUCCCAGUACUUUACCAGGCCGCCGAAACCACAGCGACACCCCAACCCGCCCAAGGAUCCGCGGGAAAAGGUGAAGGCAGCGAAGCCUGCGGCGGAGGAACCUGACGGAGUGCCAAUUGAGGGAGUGCCACGGCCACCUGAUCCUCUUCCUUCCUCUCCUGCAGCAUCUAACCCUCGUUGCCUCUCCCGGCUUGGUCAGUACUUUACCAGGCCGCCGAAACCACAGCGACACCCCAACCCGCCCAAGGAUCCGCGGGAAAAUGUGAAGGCAGCGAAGCCUGCGGCGGUAGAACCUGAGGGAGUGCCACCUGAGGGAGUGCCACCUGAGGGGGUGCCACGGCCACCUGAUCCUCUUGCUUCCUCUCCUGCAGCAUCUAACCCUCGUUGUGUUCCUGAGAUCCCCAGCCUGCCAGGAUUGGAGGAUUUGGACUCGGUGGUCACCCAGAUGGCCUGCGGCACUCAGCACAGGGAUUUGGGCCUCAUCCUGGCACGAAGCUAUAUGGAGCUGCAGGCGAAUCGGCUGCCACAGAACAUGCUCGCCUUCAGCCCAGUUCUGGAGAAGAAGCCGCCGGUGGUGGCACCGCUGAGUCUGCAGGACCUGGCGCAAAGGCCAAAGAGGGCGCAGAAGCCUAGCCCAAGAGAGGCUCCGCUGCAGGACCUCUUCAAAGGGCGCGUGCGACCAUUGCAAGAGCAGGAGCGGGUUGUGGAGCAAAGCUUUGGGCUUCGACCUUGCAGUAGUCUUUCCCAACCCGGACUUUGA